Conger conger (European conger) is the source of this 1389-nucleotide messenger RNA. RefSeq names its product hibernation-specific plasma protein HP-55-like. Gene Ontology annotation, molecular function: serine-type endopeptidase inhibitor activity. NCBI's taxonomy places the organism in Eukaryota, Metazoa, Chordata, Actinopteri, Anguilliformes, Congridae. The coding region runs from base 78 to 1364 and encodes 428 amino acids. The transcript has 5 exons. Gene Ontology annotation, biological process: negative regulation of endopeptidase activity. The record is from RefSeq and is a predicted model, not a curated record.
AACUGGAUAUAAGAUAUAAGUUCAGCCAUGGGGACAGAGACGGGGUCCUGAACCGACGUAAGACGUAAGAUACCAGGAUGAGGGUGCUCCUGAUUUUGUGUGCUGUGCUGGUGCUACUUUGGUCCACUGUCCAGUGUCGCCCUAGCCAUGAUCACAGUCACCAUGGCAAUGAUCACAGUCACCAUGACAAUGAUCACAGUCACCAUGGCAAUAACGACUUCAGCAUUUCUGCCAAUGGAAGCCUGAAGAUAUACCAGGAGAACCUGGACUUUGCUUUCCGUCUGUACAAGCACAUCUCCGCCCAGCCCGAUUCUCAGUCCAAGAAUGUCUUCUUCUCCCCGCUGAGCGUGUCCGUGGCCCUGGCUGCUCUGUCCGUGGGGGCCAGAGGGAAGACGCACCAGCAGCUCUUUGAAGGUCUGGGCUUCAACAGCACAGAAAUCACCACAGAGGAAGUGAGCCAGGCCUUCCAACACAUCCAUCACAACCUCAAUGAGAAAACGGGCAUAGACCUGUUGCUCGGGAACGCACUCUUCAUUGGACAAGACUUCAAGCCACGUCCUGAGUUCCUGGAGAGCAUGAAACGCUAUUACGAGUCAGAGGGUUUCAGCACCGACUUCAGCAAGACUGAAGAGGCCAAGGAACAGAUCAAUAAGUAUGUCAAUGAAAAGACCAAGGGUAAAAUAACAGAUCUGGUUCAGGAUGUGGAUCCACUGACAGUCAUGUAUAUCAUCAACUACAUAUACUUCAAAGGUAAAUGGCAGAUUCCAUUUGAUCCCAAAGCAACCAAGGAACACGACUUUCAUGUUGAUGAUAAAACAACUGUUUCUGUUCCGAUGAUGUAUGAAGAGGACUAUUUUCAUGUUUAUCAAGAUGAAGACAUCUCCAUUCUCCAGCUGCAUUAUAAUGAGUCUGUCUCAAUGAUGCUGGUGCUUCCAGAGAAAGGAUUGCAGGGUCUGGAGGAAGUGGUCUGCAAAAACCAUUUGCAGAAAUGGAUCAGAUCAGUGGCGAUGAUGAAUUACCAAGUGUAUGUUCCAAAACUGUCCCUUAAGACCUCAUAUGAACUCAAAGAAAUCCUUCCUGAAAUGGGAAUCACUGACAUAUUUGGGGAUACUGCAGACCUCACUGGAAUAUCAGAGGAAAGGAAACUGGCUGUAUCUAAGGUUAUGCACAAGGCUACCAUAGACAUGGACGAGGCUGGAGCAACAGCAGCCGCAGCCACAGGAAUCGGAGGCGGAGGGUCUUCACCGGGAUUCCCCGCACCAACCCCCGUCUUGAAAUUUGACCGUCCUUUCAUGGUUUUUGUGCUCAAUUGUGAUACCAGAAGUAUCAUGUUCAUGGGAAAAAUUGUGAACCCAGCAAAAUAAUAAAAUUGCUGUAUAUGUAUGUGUA